Lontra canadensis (Northern American river otter) is the source of this 869-nucleotide messenger RNA. RefSeq names its product UFM1 specific peptidase 1 (inactive) (gene UFSP1). Lineage: Eukaryota; Metazoa; Chordata; Mammalia; Carnivora; Mustelidae. The record is from RefSeq and is a predicted model, not a curated record.
AUGAGUAGACAGAGCGGGGCGGGUCUCAAGACCCAGGUCCAAGAGGAAGCGCAGGAGCCGGAGUUCCGUCCGCGCCGCCAGGACGCGUCUACCCGACCUCGGCCCCCGCCGCCCGCCCUGGAGCCGCUGAAGGACGUCCACCUGGGCCUGGCCCCGCCCAACCGCGGCCCCGCUCGCCUGGCCCUCCUCUCGGGCCACUACCUUUACUAUCACUACGGCUGCGAUGGCCUGGACGACCGGGGCUGGGGCUGCGGCUACCGCACUCUGCAGACGCUGUGCUCGUGGCCAGAGGGCCGGCCCGCGGGCGUGCCCGGACUGACCGCCGUGCAGGCGGCUCUGGAGGACAUGGGUGACAAGCCCCCCGGGUUCCGGGGCUCCCGGAGCUGGAUUGGUUGUGUAGAAGCCAGCCUCUGCCUCGACCACUUCGGAGGGCCCCAGGGGCGCCUGUGCCACGUACCCCGUGGAGCAGGGCUUCAGGGGGAACUGGAGAGGCUUUACUCCCACUUCGCUGGGGGCGGGGGGCCUGUAAUGGUUGGGGGGGAUGCAGAUGCCGGGUCCAAGGCCUUACUGGGAGUCUGCCUGGGUCCAGGCACAGAAGCCUAUGUUCUGGUAUUGGACCCUCACUUCUGGGGUGCUCCGAAAAAUCCCAGUGAACUACAGGCAGCUGGGUGGGUAGGAUGGAGAGAGGUAGGCACAGCCUUUGACAGCAACUCCUUCUACAACCUGUGUUUGACCAGCUGCAACUCCCAGAAGCAGAAGCAUGCCCUGGACUGAGGCUCGGGUCCCAGAAUGGAGACUAUCUCUGGACCCAAACAUACCUAAAUAAACCCUUUACUCCAAGGCAAAAGCUGCCUGGGUCUUUGGAGUCA